Molecule: messenger RNA, 4589 nt
Organism: Gryllus bimaculatus (two-spotted cricket)
Lineage: Eukaryota; Metazoa; Arthropoda; Insecta; Orthoptera; Gryllidae
Source: the annotation of a GenBank genome assembly
AUUUCGAAAAGUAUCACUGCACUUACUGCCAAGAAGAUAUAAGUGGGUUGAGGAUCAAAUGUGCAGAAUGUACUGAUUUCGACCUAUGCCUACAGGUAGAGUUGGUGUCAUGUGAUGUAGGAUUGUUGGAGGGGAGGAAUUGGCGAGAUAAGAUAAAUGACGCAUUUUCAUCGUUUCUGUGUUCGCAUUUUCAGUGUUUUUCUGCUGGAGCUGAAAUUGGACCACACAAAAAUGAUCAUGCCUAUCAGUUCAUGGUAAGAUAUUUCAACAAAAAUGAUCAUGCCUAUCAGUUCAGGGAUUAUGUAAACAAAGGUCCAAAGAAAGAAGAUGUGGUGCUUACUCCCACUGCAGGUCCUGAGAAGUACAUUCUUCAUUAUCUUGUGAGCAGUGGAUGGAUAACAGCAAGCUAGUGCAAUUGGAGGAUAUGUGUGUACAGUGUAGAACAGACAAUUGUUAGUGGCAGUGUAAGGAGAAUGUCAGCAGUUGUGUCUUAUGGCAAGAGAGGGAGCCUACCUGACUGAAAAAUGUAAAUUUUUUAAGCCUUUGAUUGUGUUAAAUAUUGAAUGUGUUCUUCAUUCAGUUGCUGAAAAACAAAGAGCACUUCAUGGUGCUAUAUAUUCCAGAUUUUAAUUUUAAAUAGAAAUUCAGUAUGGAACACCCAAUUCAGGACCAAGGUGGAUUUGGGGAACAAAGAAUGAUAGAAAAUCAAUUAUAAUGGCAUUUAUUGAAAUACUUGUAUUAAAUGAUGUUUAGGUAUACUUCAACCCUCUGCAAAUUAGUAAUGGAAAAUGUUUUACGUGGACCUUCUGCCUGCGUGUAAUAUCUAAAUACCUUUGCUAUUUAUAACAAUUCUAUUCUUCCAAGGAUAUUGCCAUUUUAUUUAAAUGAUUAUGAGGAAUUACUUGGAAACAAAUAUUAAUUGUCAAAACGUGAGAGUUAAGAUCUGUAUGUCCUAUGUUAAGGAAGGUGAUUGUGUGGCAAGUCAGGUUUAUUCAAUUUACUAGCAAUUAUUUUUCUUCCCAGAAAGUAAAUAAAGCACAAUUCAACUGCUGAAUGUCUUUUACUUUCUUAAAAAGAAAAAAGUUCUCAAAAUUCAUAAUAUAAGCAGCGUUCCUUUUGACUUGUACUGUAUUCAAUCAGAAAAUGACCCUAAAACCACCUUGAGUAGCCUGUUAUUAAAUUUGGGAAGCAAUAUCACCAUGUACCACUGUAUAGUUCCUUUUUACUUUUGAUUCUCCUGUAUUUACCAGAAUCAUACCAAAAGACUUUGUAGAUACUACUUAUUUGAUUUUGUAAUGUAUUAUUAUUUUGUAGUGCACUUAUAGUAAGUUUCCCCAUUGUAAAUAAAUGUGUACCUUUUUGAAAUAAGAGGUAGAAUGUUCAAACUAUUAGAAAAUACAUGAUAUUUUUGUUAUGAGUAUUCAACAUUCUAUUUACUUUGUCAAAGUUAUAUGUAUUCUACUGUAUCUAUUUGAUACCUAUAUUGUUCUCUCCUUUUAUUCCCGUACCUCUGAAGUAAGUUUAUUUCAACUUCUACUGUUGAUGCAAUACAAAAUUACAUUGUGAUGAAAUAUUCAAUACCCUGUAAAAUCCAUGGUCUUGCAAAUAUAUUCAAUAGAUACAGUGAAAUGAAGUUUGCGAUCUCAUGUUUAGUUGCCAUUAUUAUUUGAAAAUAUGUCCUCUGGUUUUAGUAAUUCAUAGCUUUUAAUUAGCUUUAUUGUAAUGUUAAGUUCUUAUAAAUGAACCAAUAUGUACAAAAAUCUUAUAUUGUCUUUUUAAUAUACAAUAAAAUUUGAUAUUUAAAUAAAUGUCUCGAUAUUAUGUUAUGUUAAAAAUUUACUUUAAACAGUUUUCAUUUUCAGCUAUUUCUCAAAGAUAUUAAGUGGAGACUCAUGGCUUUUAUUGUGGUUGAUAGAAUUUAUUUAAAUCUUGAAUACUAGCAUGAAAUUUCCAGGUGAUGCAUGUGCACAUUGUAAAAUAUUUAUUGAGGAACAAUUGUAGUAGUGGAUGUGUCACAAUAGAUCAUAUCUUAAAAGUGAGAAAUUCGUGGUCAUUUAACAAGAAUAUUUUGUUUUCAAUUUACAAGCAAGUAAUAAUAAUUGUAUUUGGUGGGCAACUCACUAUACCAACCUUUGAUGAAAGGCUCCCAAGUUGGACUAUUUUUGCCCUUUCAGUGCUAGUAUGCAAGAUGAUGAUGUGCUAUGACUUUGAUUACAAUGAUAUACUUUCAUUAAUUCCCAGUUUUCAGUUAAGAAUUUGUACUUCAGAAAUGUGUUCGGUGAUAUUUUUCACAUUUGCUCCAAAUGUGAACUUAAAUUGUAAUUCUUUCUAGUUCAUUACAGAAAUAUAAAUUUCUAUAAGAUUCAUGGUUUGUUGGGUGUAGUUCCACCAUUUUUUGCAUUUAUGUUAAUUAAUAAUGUUUAAUCCCAUGACAAAAGUGGGAACAAUGUUUCUUAAUGUAUUUGUUUUACAAGCAAUAUCCAUCACAUUUGCUUACAGUAAGUUGUAACAAACUGCAAAAACAUGAAAUGAAGCUUUCAUCAUUACAUGAAACAAUGCAAAAAUAAUAUUAGGUUGUCUGCCAACAAUGUAGACAUUAGUUUUAAUACAUUUCUAUGCAAGUGUAAAUGAUGUUCUCCAGCAAUAACAUAACUGAUUUACAGAAUCUGUUGAAGAAUCAAUAUAAGCAAUACUGUUUGCAAAGAGGGAAUAUGUUUAGAUGCACAGUCUUUGGUAAUUAUGGGUAAAAAAAUUCUUCGAACAUUCAGGAUCAUUCAGGGAAAAUUAAGCGUUGGGCAGUAGAUCCAUGGGCCCCUCAUAUUUCAAAUAGAAGUUUGCUCCCACACACUUUCAAAACUCCUUUCUCAAUGAUAUUGGAGAAAAUGUAAGUUCCCUUUUUUUUUCUUUUUGUAGGAAUAUUGGGAUAAUUACAACUUCAUUGUUCUGCUUUUCAUUACUUUUUCUUUGCAAUUGGAAAAAUAAGAACAAAUUGUUCAUGUCAAAAAUGUAAAAUAUGCCUGAAUUUUUACUACCCACAAAUAUUUUGAAUACAAUAAGAACUAAAAUUGGUGAAAAUUAUUAUCGAUUUGCAUCGACAGAUAUUUAUAGUGAGAACAUAAUUUACAUUCUGCUUAUUAUUUUCUUUGUGAGCUUUUCUGAAGAUUGUAAUAAUAUGUAAAGACUAUUGCCUUUAUGGUACACUCUGAGGAACUGAGAAUAGUAAAUGUAUAAGCAUUUUCACCUAGGUUUACAAGUUUGUGGUCUGUUUAAAAUGUCAGUUCAUUGGCGUCUGAACUUAUUCUGGAUCAAAAACAUAAAUAAACUAUCUUUUUGCCAUUCUGUUGUUUUUAAAUGUAUAGAAAUUGCUUUAUUAAAAUUCACAAGAUAUUUCAUUUAAAGAAAUCAUUUUAGUGGGCAUUCAUGUUUAGGGAGAGUGAAAAUUCAAUAAAAGUUAUUGAUUUCACAAUUGAUUAUUUCUGAAGCAUUCAGGUAUUUAAUUUUAUUUCCUUUAGUUCGGAGAAUAAUUAGGUUGUUACUCCUAAAUCUUUUCUGCAAGUAUAAAGCUGAGAAAAUGUUCAUGUUCUCAGAGAUUAUGUGGAAUACGUUUCAAAACUUUUAUCCAAACCUUUAUUGCGUAAAAAUAUUGCAAAUUAUGUAUCAAAAGGUAGGAAAUAGCUACCUUAUGAGGAACAAUUUUUUAUGACUUUUUUUAGGAUAAUUUUUAUAUGUUCAUCCCUUCACAAAAUACAAUGUUGUAGAAAAGCAUAUUAACAAAAGUAUAGAAAUCCAAUAAAAACAUUUUUUUAAAUUCUUCUAUUGUCCAAGUGAGGUGAAAUUACAUUUUUAAAAUAUUGCUCAUUUUCUGUAGUUUAUGGAGUGAUUUUAUCUUACAAAAUUGAAUGAGCCUUUAUAUCACAAGGUGACAGCAUGAUCCAUGAGCUUGAACAUUUUCGUUGAAUAGCAUGAAUAUUAAGAAAUUAGAGAAAUUUAGAAUUGAUGGUUUCCUGAACAAAUUUAAUAAUUCUUACUUUGGCUUACCUUUCGUUUCAUUUGCAUAUUAGUACUAAUAAAGAAAUAUAUAAAAAAUGCAGUAAAUUACUAAUUGAAUGGUUAUAUUUUUUCAAAAAUUUGAUUCUUGAUUAUUAUCAGUAAUUGAAUUAAGAUUAAGUAAUUCAUCAUUGAUUUUAAGAUUGUUAAAAACAAAAAUAUUGAACAUGAGGUUUGCAAAUUGUAUGUCUGAAGAUGUUAUUCCAGUAUAUCUCAAGAGACCAGUAAUCAAACUACUGCUUAUAUUAACAUAAUUAAACUUUCCUUUUAUUGAAUCUUACUAUACCAACAUUUUUAAUUCAGGCUUUUAUAAAUGCAGAAAAUUUUGUGAAUUUAUUUUAUCCAGUAAGUGAAAAGAAAUCCAAAAUUUGAAACAUUCUCUCAAAAAUAGAAUUGUUGUUCUGAACUGAAACAUUUAGGCUGACCAAUCAAGUUUGUCCAUGAUGAGAAAAAAAAGAGUUUGCUUUGAUUCUCUAUAUACAGCUGAAUUGUUGCACUAUGUAAUUGCUUGUAAAUCAUAUUUUAAUAAAUAUUCCAUCACA